ACAUUGAUUUGCAUUGGCUUAAAGAUUGACUUACCUCAACCUAUCAAGAGGUGUAAGGAGAAGGAUUAUUCGGUGGUGACCGUGAAGUGUAAGGAUAGGUUGAAGCUUAUGUUUGAUAGUGUGUGCACGCUUACCGCCGUGCAGUAUGUUGUUUUCCAUACAACUAUCUCGUCUGACGGGCCCUACGCCUCGCAGGUACGUUUUCAGAUCUUCUUGCUUUUUGUCACGAGGGCAGGAGUCUCGACUGUGGGUGAACAAGCCGUGGAUGUAUUCUACGUGAGAGAUGCUUCGGAGAAGUCCGUGGAUGCAAAAACUAUCGAGGGCCUAGUACACAAGAAAAUUGGGCAGAUAGAGGGUCAACGUGAAAAAUGCCCCUAG
Messenger RNA from Striga asiatica, 378 nucleotides. NCBI's taxonomy places the organism in Eukaryota, Viridiplantae, Streptophyta, Magnoliopsida, Lamiales, Orobanchaceae. The record is from the annotation of a GenBank genome assembly.